UUAUGGUGGGAAUGAUGAGGAGUGGAGGAACUGAAUACACACUCGUGUGACAUGUUUCUCGUCCAGUUUGAAACUAAUGAUCCCCGUUGGUUGUUAAGAAUCGGCAGGAAUCGAAGAAAAACCUAGAAACCCUAAUUUGAUUCGGCUGGUAUAGGGAUCAGCCUCGAUCGAUUUCGUUCGAUUUCGCGUUGCUUCUUCGGAAGUUUGAGCUUCGAAUUGGUGGACUACUGCUUCGAAUCGAAGAGCACCACCACCUCUUCGAUCGUUGAACGCUUCGCACUGAAUGCCAGACAUGAUAAAUACUGUAGAUGAUACAGUGCGUGGUCGUUGAACGGUUGGAGUGUAUCUGUCAAUGGCUUUAUUUCUAUCUCUAUUCUCGCGGAGAUGGGCCAUUUCAUCGUCUCUUUUAAUACGAUUACGAUCUCGAACUUUUAGAUCAAAGGCGGCACUGGAUGCCUUGUCAAAAGCUUCUGAAGAAAAUAUCCCCAACCUUGUGCUAUACAACUACCCAUCUUUCUCGGGAGCAUUUGGAGCUCUUUUCGCUCGGCUCUACCAUUUACAUUUCAAUUUACCUUGUCUCAUCUUGCCCUUUUCAUCCGUCGAGCCUCUCAGGGUUGAAGAUUUACAUAUCGAAGGCAUCCAGACGUGUUAUCUCAUGGACUUUGUUGGACCUAAGGAAUUUGCAAUGGAGCUUUCACGAUUCAUGGGCCGGGUGAUAGCCUUUGAUCACCGUAAUUCCACAUUGGCAAAGAUGUCCCCAGCAGAAGAUUGUCCUACAAAUUUAACAUUUUAUAUUGACGUCGAGAAAAGUAGCUCGACUGCUGCCUAUGAUUACUUUGCUAAUAAAUACGAAGAACGGAAAUCUGCAGAACAGCGGGAGGUUCCAAGCUUACUAAACCGUGAAGACAGAGAGUGUCUAGCAAUGGUCCUCAAAUACAUUGAAGAUGGAGAUCUUCGCAGAUGGAGCUUACUUGACAUCAAAGCAUUUAAUAUUGGACUAAGUGAACUGCGUUCAAAGCUGAAUUGCCUCACUAAUCCGUAUGUGUUUGAUCAGUUACUGGAGAUCAGUUCUAUGGAUUUAAUUGCAAAGGGAAAUUCUUAUAUUUCUGCUCGCCAGAAUGCUGCAAAUAAGUUGCUGGAUAAAGCUUUCAAGGUUCGAUUGGGGAAAGGAUUCUAUGGAGAGUGUCUGGGAAUUAGAGCUGAUGGAAAUUCUGACUUAAGUGAUGAGAUUGGCAAGGAACUUAGUGUGAGGAGUGCUGCAGCUGGUUUAAGGCCCAUAGGUGCUGUUGUUUACAUGCAACGGACCAAUCUUAAAAUGUCCUUGAGGAGUAUGGAUACUACUACUGAUACCUCUGAAGUUGCAAAGGCAUAUGGUGGAGGCGGCUCUAGGAGUUCUAGCUCCUUUAUAAUAAGGAUGGAUGAAUACAACCAAUGGAUUUCAGUGAACUAAUCAUGAAAAUAUCAGCUGUUGGACCAUCCUUGAAAGGAGUUGCUUGCAUCUGAUAACAUCUAUUAAUUUGAUAAAUGCAAGAGGGAGAGGUCCUUAGUCAUGAAGUACAAGAAUGGAAAGAGGGAUGCAAUUUGCAAAGCAUGCAUAAGGAGCAAAGCCACCCUUUUGGUGCCUCCUUCAUACGGUCUGUCCUACAACCUGUGCAAUUCUCAUAGUAGACCUUCUUCAGUAACAGUUUGUUAAUGUAUAUUGACGCUGCCCUUCCCUAAGAGUUCGAACUGUUAGGGAAGGGCAAUGUCAAUGUAUACAUUAACAUGGCAACAAGUCGAUAUGGUUGAAAACCUAUAAUAGUGAUUGGGACAAUUUAUGUACUUAUAUUCAACACGUUCUUUGGUCUUUGUACAAAUAUUAGAUGACACUUUCUAUAAGGUUUUUCUUGGAGGUUUCAAUUGCAUACUUGAUUCAAUAAGACAUAUGCUGUUGAAAUUUGUUUAAAUAAGUAUCGUGGUUUGGGAUAAUUGGUCAUCUAUACAUCAAGAGGCCUAUGAUUGGUUAUUGGGAAAGGUAUUAGGACUAAGCUCUAAUUUCCCUUCCUUUGCAACUCCUCCGGAGCCUCACGAACCCAUCAACUCGUCGGCUGCUUUGACAAAUUUGGUUUAGAGUUCAAAAGUAUUUUUCCUUCAAGUUCUGCUUAGUUUGACUUGGCCAACUCACCUUCCUUCGUGACCUUGAUUGUUGGCUCGCUUUGCUUUUCAAUUGAACCUCGUUGUUCUCCCACCCUAGCAACACGUUCUACUUGUGAUCUUUGAUGCAGUGGAUGAUUUUGAAGAGGGGAGAACAAACAGUCACAUUUAUCAAAAUCCUCCACUACAUCCUUACCAGCUUACCCUUGGCCAAUCACCUAAUGGAUCUCCACUGAGUUUCACCCAAGCUUCAUCCUAGUCAUGUAUAGAACAUCCAAGUUUGGGACUAUAAGCAAUGACAAUUACCCUACAAAUACUCACUUUCGCUAUGGUUCAAGUGGGUUUCUUUUUACUAAGCCACUGCCUAUGGGUAGCUGACUUAUUCUUCCACAUGAGAGUGGUAACUCAAAAGUUCUUGGGGUUUGUUAUUUAUUACAAAAGAUGGAGUCAGAGCGUACUCAGCCAAAACUUAAGUCAUCCUUCAAAAUAAAACCACCAAUUAACAUCCGAGUUAUAACCGUUCGAGUUUUUAGAUUAUAUAUGCAAGAACUUCUCUGUAGGCUGUGCAAUAUGACCUCCAAUAGCUGGAUGAAUGAUCAGUCAUAUGCCUCUCUACUGAUUGUCCCAAAGCACGAUAUUCAUCUUGACAAAUUCAUAUGCCCUUAUUGAGCCAAGUAUGCAAUUGAAACUCCAAGAAUAAACCUGGUAGAAAGUGCCAUCCAAUAAUUUGUAUUAAGGCCAAAGAGUGUGUUGAAUAUAAGUACAGAAAUUGUUCUAAUUAUUAUUAUAGGUUUUUUGCCAUAUCAAUUGACCGCCAUGUUAAUGUAUACAUUAACUCUAUUCAUAUUGAGAGUCAUUUUAUUGUUGUCUUUCUGCAAGUUAAUGUAUUCCUUUUUGUUUUGUAGAGAUAUUGAAAAUGAUAUUUAUACAUUACAUGCUAUUUUAAAUAUUUUUCACGAUAUUUCUGGACA
This is a messenger RNA of Macadamia integrifolia, 3104 nucleotides long. RefSeq lists its product as uncharacterized. The record is from RefSeq and is a predicted model, not a curated record. NCBI's taxonomy places the organism in Eukaryota, Viridiplantae, Streptophyta, Magnoliopsida, Proteales, Proteaceae. Bases 353 to 1450 code for a protein of 365 amino acids. The transcript has 9 exons.